GAGGGCUGCUGGCCCUUUAAGAGGCGCAGCAGGGAGGGGGGGUCGGAGCAUCUUGGCUGCGGUGUUUUUGUCUCCCGUCAGUGAGCGCUCCUGGGCCGAGAAGGUUGAAAGGAUUUCUAGAGAGGGACCAGGUGUUGACUGUUAACGGGAAAGAGAAGGGAAGAAGAGCGAGGAGCCUGGGGAGGAGAGAUCCCAUCCUCACAGCGCAAGCAGCUGGUGAGAGUUUGUGUGACUGAAAAGCAGCUGCUGGUUCAUCAUGGCUCAAGUGCUGCACAUGGACCCCGGUUUCCCAGGGAAACUGAACUCGCCUGCUCCUCCAACACUGCACACCAAAGAACAGGAGGCGCCCUACUCAGUGGAGACCCCCUAUGGCUACCGUCUGGACCUGGACUUCCUCAAAUAUGUUAACGACAUAGAAAAGGGGAACACUAUUAAAAAGGUGCCUAUACAACGCCGGCCACGGUAUGGCUCCCUGCCUCGGGGCUAUGGCUACGCCGGCUCCUGGUGGACCUCCACAGAGUCUCUGUGCUCCAAUGCAAGCGUGGAGAGCAGGCAUUCCUCUUAUUCUUAUUGUGCCCCAGGCUACCACACAUCACAGAGACCCAGCUUUAGUACAGCUCGGGUCGAGAAGACCCUUUUAGAUGCUCGCAGGAAGUUGGAGGAGGAGAAAGAAGGAAGGAGAUUCUCAAACCUUGGCAGCAUGAACAACAGUGUUGCAGGCUCCAACACCUCACUCAGCAGUGCACACAGCUUCAACCGGGCACAUGGUGGGGGUGGAGCCUAUACCCCUAUGAGCUCCGGCCUGUCAACACCAGUGACUCCGACCCCUGCACAUUUACAACAUGUCAGAGAGCAGAUGGCUGCAGCCCUCAGGAAGAUAAAGGAGCUGGAGGAGCAGGUGAAAACCAUCCCUGUACUCCAAGUUAAAAUUUCUGUUCUGCAGGAGGAGAAAAGGCAACUUAGCGUCCAGCUGAAAAGCCAAAAGUUCCUCGGACACACCCUGGGUUUUAGCAGAGGUCGACAACGUGGGGAGCUGUACAUCGACAUUCCUGAGGAGGAGGUUGGCACAGGAGCUAAAAGCCCCAACAUGACAGCAGAGCCAUUGUCUCCCACUGAAGUCUCUAAGCAGGAUUCAGGCUGUGAAAUUGAGGACACAGUGAUUGUGGGUGGAGCACGACCAGGUGCUAAGCGAGAAGUUCGCACCAUCGGAGUUGGACCAGAGGGAUCAAGAGGCAGUCGUGAUGUGGGGGUCUGGGUUCAGGAGAAAGAUCUGGGACUUCUCCCUGAGGCAGAGGUGCUCAAAGAUCAAGUAGGUCAGCUUGAGGGCAAGCUAAAGAGGACUCUGCAGGAGCUCCAGGCUGCACAGCUGCAAAAAGCCCCUAAGGCCGAGCAUCCGGUUAUGGCAACCAGCAUGGGGUGGCAGGAACCGCAAGGCAGCAGUCUGCACACUCUGGUCAGCUUCACACAGCAGCCACAACAGAGGGAACAGAGAACUGUGGGGAUCCAGGUGUACACAUUGGAAAAGCCUACUGUGGUGGAGGUGGGCACGCUGCUUCGAGCAGAGACCUGCAGCUCUCCCUCACCUCAACCAGCCACUGGAGUUGCAGAGGGUCACCACAAAGGAGCAAAUGAAGCUCCCGUCGAGUUACCGAUUGCAGUCAGCUUCAAGCAGGUUCGUGAUGUCCUGAAAAGUGGGCUGUCCACCUCUGUACCUGUCAGUAAUCCUGCCAUCGUCAUAGCGUCUAGAGAUCAGAUUGGUUUGGUGCAAACCCAAGAAGAGUCUCACGAGGGCUUUUCUAAAGCAGCCUCAUCUCCCCAGUCCUCUCUGAGAUCAAUUAUGAAGCGGAAAGCAGAAGGUGAACCAGGCUCCCCCUCUACAAAGAAAAACCUGCAGUUCAUUGGAGUCAAUGGAGGCUAUGAGUCCACCUCGUCAGAUGAUAGCAGCAGUGAGAGCUCAGAUGAUGGGAGUGACUCCAGUGAAUAUCAUGAAGCCAGAGAAAAAUUUCCAGAGUCCAACAGCCAGCACCAGCACAUACUCAUUAAUAAGACUUCCAAGUUCCGAGAAGAAAGCACCAGUGUACCUCAACAAACUGCCAUAACAACACCAGCUAUAACCCACUUGCAGCAGAGCUCCAGCCAGUCUGCAGCAAUGGAUACAAAACUGUCAGAUAAAGCUCCCCAGUCGCCAGCAACUGACUCUGUGGAGCAAAAAUGUGCCUCCCAAACUUCAACGACAAACUCCACCUCAACUUCUCCAGCCAUGCAUUCUGCCUCCACUGUGGACAAGUUAACAGAGAAGCACACCGUCACCUUGGAGAUCGCUUCCACAGCACCUAACGGGGGAUCUGCAACAAACACCACUAAGUGUUCUUCAACAUGUGUCACCAAAUCUCCAGAGGUCAACUCUCAGUCGGAAACAUCUACCACCUCCUGUCAGUCAGAGUCCAAAGCAGCAGCUGAGAGUAUUAAACAGGACUCUUCUAAACCAGUCAGGCUGGAGCUGAGUGAAAGUCUGAUGUCGGCUCUGUAUACUCUACAGAAAGCCCUUGGGGAGCCCAAUGCUUUCAGCCAACAAUCAGCACGGACAGCCUACACCACCGUCCUACAGGAGUGGCUACGUGUGUCCUGUCACAAAGCAGCCAACACAGCGGUUGUCAAGGCCUACAUGGACACAUUUAACUCCAUCUCCCCUCAGCUGCUGGAAUUUGUAAUCAACAUGGCAGACGGCAAUGGGAAUACGGCGCUCCACUACACUGUCUCUCACUCCAACUUUCCUGUGGUGAAGCUCCUGCUGGACACAGGUCUGUGCAAUGCUGACAAGCAGAACAAGGCAGGCUACACAGCCAUCAUGUUGACGGCUUUGGCUGCUUUUCACUCAGACAGUGACCUCCAGACUGUCCUGCAGCUGCUGCGCACAGGGGACGUCAACGCCAAAGCCAGCCAGGCUGGGCAGACGGCACUGAUGCUCGCAGUGAGUCAUGGACGAGGGGACAUGGUUCGGGCGCUGCUGUCUUGUGGAGCUCAGGUCAACAUCAGAGAUGAUGAUGGCUCCACUGCACUCAUGUGUGCCUGUGAGCACGGUCAUGUGGACAUUGUUCGUCAGCUACUCUCUGUCCCAGGCUGUGAUGCAACUCUCACUGAUAAUGAUGGCAGCACUGCUCUGUCCAUCGCCCUGGAGGCCAGUCAGAACGACAUUGCUGUACUUCUCUAUGCUCACCUUAACUUUGCAAAGCCUCCAUCACCUGUGUCACCGAAGUCUCCUCUCUUGGGUUCCUCUCCUCCAUCUGGGGAACCAAAAUAAAUCAUUCCAGCAGCUCCCCAGCUGCUCCAUUCAUGUUUCUCCUUCCAUGUAAUUAAGAUAACCAGUGGGUUUGUUCACGUAGUUGUUUCAUUCAGAUUUUUUCUUGGUACAUUGCCUUGUGCAUAUAAUAAUUUCUUAAACCAUUGACAUAUUUAAUUUCUUUCCGUCUUUGUUGACUUUUAAAUCCUCAGUUAUGGUAGGGAGUAUACAGUAGAUAGUCUCAUCAGUCUACCAAUUUUACAUUUCUGUCCUCUACACUGUUUGUGGUGGCACUUACAAGUCAAAACUGCUAACCAAACUUCAUUAAUUUCAUUAUUGUCAGUCAUUUUCUGAUUUUAUUUAUAAUCUUUUUCAUUUUAAAUGUUUUCAGGGGCAAAGCUCCUGCAGUAGCAUCAUUAUUUGUGACAAUUACUGCCAUUUGGAAAAGGAAAAGCCAGGCCUACCAUAGAUAAGUGUCCUUGCAUCAACUCGCUCAUUGGUGCUACUAAAUAAAAAACACAAAAACCCAACACCAUAUUAUGUCCAUAUUUCUACACAGGAUUUAUUUUCACAGGAUUUAUUUUUAUAUAUAUAUUUUUUUGUUCUGAACUCAUUCAGGACCUUUAAUAAUUAUGAUUUUUUUUUUUUCUAUCUGAGGAAGAGGAAAAAUUAUUACCAGCGGAUGAAUACAAACUGUAUGCAUUGGCAAAUUGUACCAAAAGAUUUGUCUUUUCCCUCGUCUGCAAGAUGGUGUGUAAUACAUGGUUGUUUUUUUUAUUUAUAAUAAGAAAGAUAAAUCCUCAGCAGUGAUAAGGAGAGAUUGGAUUGUAUCUGUUUAUGCAACGUGUGAUUGUAAGUCUAACUGGGUUAAAUAGUGACUAAAAGCGCUAGAGAAGCUUGUCAGGGAAACAGGAGGUGAGCAUUCAGAGUCUUUAAAAGUGUUUCUCAUGUAAGAUAUAAAUCCUGAAAUAAUAUAUGUCAACACAAACUCUGAAUGAUUAUGCAUAAAGUCUAACUCAACAGAAGUGCAUUGGUUGUUGAUGUCCAGAUGUCUUUUACUUUUAAAGGAUUUUUUCACCUUUUUCAGAUCCACUUUUUAGUGAAGACUUUUGAUAAACUUUGCUGUUUUUAAUUUAAAUAUCUAUCUUUUUUAUACAUAUAGAACCUUUAACCUCACUCCAAGUAUGUAAUAGCACAGCUCUGUUGGUUUUCUGCUGGUUUCUGUAAAUUAUAGACCUCUGUAAUAUGUGCGUUUGAAAAAAUACAAACACAUUUACUUAAUAAAUGUGCAACACGUUUGUCUUCUAUUCA
This is a messenger RNA of Cyprinodon tularosa, 4591 nucleotides long. RefSeq names its product KN motif and ankyrin repeat domains 2 (gene kank2). Gene Ontology annotation, molecular function: protein binding. The transcript is spliced from 13 exons. Gene Ontology annotation, biological process: negative regulation of vitamin D receptor signaling pathway; negative regulation of G1/S transition of mitotic cell cycle; negative regulation of cell population proliferation. Lineage: Eukaryota; Metazoa; Chordata; Actinopteri; Cyprinodontiformes; Cyprinodontidae. Gene Ontology annotation, cellular component: cytoplasm. Bases 257 to 3301 code for a protein of 1014 amino acids. The record is from RefSeq and is a predicted model, not a curated record.